AUGGACCCUUCAUUGAUGCAUCAACCCUACUUCCAUGGGCUUCUGCCUCGCGAAGACCUUCCGAAAAUGUUGAGGAAGAGAGGCGACUUUCUGGUUCGAACAACGGAGCCGGUGAAGGGACAGCCGAGGAGUCAUGUCUUGUCUUUGAAGGCGCCGUUGCCAACAGAUAGGGAGUCGGUGAGUGUGAGGUUGUUGGGGUACGAUCUUUAGGUUUUUUGCUUUGAUAUGGGUUAGGUUUUGGAUAACUGAUAUUGUUGUUUCACCAGAUAUCCAUUUUACAAGGUUUCAGAGACAUUGAGGCCGAUGUAGGUAACGCAUUUUGAUAUAUAUUGAAAAUUGUCAUGUAAAAUUGGAUAAAAUUUGAGAUUUUGAAGCCUUAUAGAAUGUUUUGUAAUAUCUACCACUCGGGUUGGAUACACUUUGUCGUAAUGUGACAAGAUGGGUACUAUUAAGUAAACCACACCAAGCCAGACUUGGAUGUUUAUGUUUGCGAUUUUUAGUGAAAACCAAUCUUAUACUGCAACUUUUUAAUGACAAAGCUAAAUGUAGAUAUAAAAUUAUAUUUAGAUCCGUCAUUUUAUUAUCCGCUACGAUUCUGGUACGUUUUUCAUUCAUCAACGUCGCUUUGACAGCAUUAGCAAGCUUAUUGAACAGCACCUUACCAGUGGAGAACCUUUGAAUUCGGUGGGUUUUAACUGUCAUAUCUUGGUGUAAAAUUUAAUACAGCGUCAGUAAAGUGUUAUAUAGAUAAAGUAAAGUUUAAACAAUGUUUAUGUCUUAUAAUUUUAUGUUAUAGUAGGUGUUGACGGCUCAAAUUUUGGUUUUUAGCUAUAAAUCUUGUUAAUUUACAUUUCAGGGCCACCCAGAAACAACACUCCAGUUCCCAGUGAUCCGCCAGCAUUGGGAGUUGAUGCACAAUGAGAUAUUUGUUUCAAAACAGAUUGGUGAAGGUGCUUUUGGUGCAGUUUGUCUGGGGAAAUGGACCUCGAGGAUCACUGGCCUGACUGUGGAUUGUGCUAUUAAACAGGCGAAACUGGAGAACUUAAACAAGGAACAAAUAAAGGAAGUCAUGAUGGAGGCGAGGGUUAUGAGACCGUUGAAUCAUCCGAAUGUGGUAAGGGUAAUGAGAGGAAUAAAACUUUUCGAAAUUUCAAAAAAAAAUUUUAAAAAAUUAUUUGUUUUGUAUUUUUUGAAAAAAAUGAAAUUCAGGUAAAACUUUACGGUGUAGCCGCUCUCCAGGAGCCCUUGAUGAUCGUGAUGGAAUUCGCAAAACAAGGCGCGCUUAACAGUUAUCUAUCCAAGAACGAGUUAUCAGUAGACAAACGGACUGAAAUGUGUUUCGGCGCAGCCUGUGGCAUCCAUUACCUACAUGAAUGUGAACUGCUACACCGUGAUAUUGCAGCCCGUAACUGUCUCUACAGUGAUGAUCAGGUCAAGAUCUCGGACUUUGGUCUGACUCGAGAUGGUCCUGUGUAUGACAUUGACCCAACCAAGCCCAUUCCUGUCAAAUGGAUAUCUCCAGAAGCGGUUGGCACGCUCAAGUUUACUUAUAAGACUGACGUUUGGUCGUAUGGUAAGGAGAGGGGUGGAUAAUAUAUUUUUUUUUGUUUUUUGGGGAUGUUUUGGCUUUUUUAAAUUUUAGGUAACAUUAUUAAAAAUUUUUUGAUUUGUAGGUAUUGCUUGAGUACCAGUGAACGAAUUUUGACAUUUGUAUAUCAUUUUAGAUAUUUUUUUGUUAAAAAGGCUAAUUGUAAAAUUUUUAGGUAAUAAAAAUGAUAUUUUUAGGAGUAAUGUGCUAUGAGAUUUACUCGUGUGGUAAAGACCCAUACUCUGAGCUGGGUAGUGAUGUUGUACGAAGAGUUCGAGAAGGAUAUCGACUCACAUUCCCAGACGAAACACCACAGGAAGUUAGGGUAGGUCUAUAUUGUUGUAGGUUAAGCUUGCCUACCCUACUUAGCGCCUCCCCUCUUCUCAUAAGAAAGAAAUCUUUACCACCCACCUUUUCAGCCCUCUUCUUUACCAAAACUUCAUUUCAGCCCCCUUCUCUCUCAAAACUUUCUCCCUACCCUCUUAAAAACCACGCCCAUGUUCACUAAAGCAAUUUGAGCUAAGACCUUAGGCUUGAACCCUACCAUGAUUAAUAUAUUGUCUUAGUUCCUGGUGAUGAACAAGAUUUUUGCCGAAGAAGCGAUUCGUCCCACGAUGGCAGAGAUCGUGAAGUACUUGGAGAAGGCGUGUAACCUCACCGCACCACCUUUGAGUUUGCCCAGAAGCAGUGCUACCCUCUCAGCACGAACGUCUCGCAACACUAGUAGUGUGACGAAAGGCAAAGGAAACUACAAUAAAUCAUACCACAGAAGACACUACUGA
Molecule: messenger RNA, 2370 nt
Organism: Bursaphelenchus okinawaensis
Lineage: Eukaryota; Metazoa; Nematoda; Chromadorea; Rhabditida; Aphelenchoididae
Source: the annotation of a GenBank genome assembly